AUGUCUGCAGCACCAUUGUCAAAGCCUGGGGGUAAAAAAUCUCACGCCUGCGGUCCUUGUAGGAGAUUGAAGAGAAAAUGUGACUUGCAAAUACCUUGUGGUACUUGUAAGUCGGGAAGAAAUACAAAAAUUGACGAAUGUAUGGCUAAUCCAGCCAGACCACUUAACAAUAUUCAAGAGUUGAUUGCACCAAAUUUGAAGUUUGGUAGAGUUCAAAAAAGAUCACCAGAAGGUUUCUCGAAUAAUAAUGGGUCAGCCAUUAAUUCAAGUACCAAUUCACCAAAUGUUAAAAGACAAUCAAAGAGUUCAAUAACAAGUAGUGAUGGUUCAAGUAAUGGCAAUGGAAACACGCCAAAGAGAUUAAAAUCAGUAACUCAUGAAGGUAGCUUCCAAACAAAUUUCAGUCAAUUUGACAUCAAAGCAGAACAAGAGAGCCCUGCUCAUCAUCAAAAUUCCGUGUCAUCAAAUUCCACUGAUUAUCCUCCACAACAUUACCAACAACCUUACCAACAACAGCAGCAUAUUCCUAUACAAAAUCCACUUGUACCUAAUCAUCAACAACAACAGAUGCUCCAAACUCAUUCUCAAAUCCAAUCACCAAGCGCUAGCUAUGAUCAAGCCGCCUCCCAGCAACAACAACAACAAACACAUUCUGCACCUCCGCUACCACAAUAUCAAUACCAUCAGCAAGUGCCAGUACAACCAAAUCCUUAUGCUCCCAUGAAUUACUCUCAACCAAGCCCGGCACCUCAACAGCAUCAACAAAUGAUCCCCCAAGUUGCUCAAGCGCAAAUUCCCUCAACAAAAAAUGAUUACAAGACAAAAUACUUGAAUUUAUUGCCAUCUCAAAUCCAAACUACAGUUCUGGUCAAUUUUUAUCUUCAAAAUAUUGAUUAUAUUUACCAUCCUUUACAUCAUCCUUCAUUCCGUGCAGAACUUGAGAAUUUUUGGCUUGAUCAAGAAAAGGUUGAUGUUGGAUGGCUUGCUGUUUUAUUCAUGGUGUUGGCACUUGCUGCAAUUCAUUUACCAAAAGGUUUAAUCAAUAUAACUUCUCAAGAGAUUGAAAAAUCCCACAAGAUUUGGUUUGAAGCAAGUAGAGAAUGUAUAAAUAUUUGGGACUCUAUGCAAACCGAUCCUACAAAGUUCAAUAUCUAUACUUUACAAUGUUUUUCAUUAUGUCAAUUAUAUUUUUAUGCAACUAAAAGAGCCGAAGCACUGAUUGAAAUAUUGGAGAAAGCUAUAAAAGAUUGUUUGAAAAUGGGAUUGGAUAAGGAUGAUUCUGAAAAUCCAAAUUUGUUAGAGGUGCAGAUGAAAAGAAGGUUAUGGUGGGAUGUUUGUGGUUGUGAUUCUUUUAGAUCAUUAUCUUUGGGUGUUAAACCUUUAAUUAGGUCCUAUAGCAAUACUGUUCCAUUACCUGCUAAUGCAAAUGAUACUGAUAUAACCAAGGAGAGUAUCAAGAUAAGAUCAAGUUCAAUUGCCACUGAUAAUUCUUUUAAUAUCUAUCGUGCUCAAAUGAUGAAGAUUUUGAAUGGGAUUUAUGAAAAGGAACAUGAAAUUCAUGAACAAAUUAGUUCAACAGAUUUGAAAAAUAAUUUGGAAAAAGUUGAAGAUCAGUUAUUCAAAGGUCUGAUUGAAAUUGAUAUUGAAUUGUGUGAUAGUUCAAAAGGUUGGUUUUUCCAGAUGGAUAAGUUUGGUAAUCUUCCAAGUAUUAAUGACCCAAAAAUUCAAUUUCAACAUCAUAUGUUACACACUUGUAUUUGUAUCCACAGAUUCAGAAUUUAUCAAAAUUAUUUAUCUGAUGAUAUUCCUAUUGCUUGGGAAGUUGGUGUCACAUCUGCUAGAGCCUUAUUUGAAGUUUAUAAAAGAUUGAGAAAGAUUUAUGAUUUAAAGAAUCCUUUAUUCUUGUCACAAAUUCAUCAAUCUUUCACUGGGUCUAUUAUUCAGUCCAUGCUGUUGUUGUUGAAUCACAAAAUUUCUCUGGAGGAUCAAAAUGCUUUAUAUGGUGAUAUUGAUUGGAUGUUGAAAGAUUUGGAAGUGUUAGGGAGAGAAGUUUUUAUUUUGAAGCCUGAAGUUUUGAAAGAAAGUUUUAAAGUGUUGAAUGCAUUGAAGAAGAGUAUUAAUAAGAAUUUGGUUGAAUUGGAAAAGGAUCAAAAGGAUAUUGUCUCGAAUGUUUUUGGUGGUAAAGAUAUGACUGAAAAUUAUUUGCAAAAAUGCACUGUUUCUUUCAUCAUUGAUAAAGUUGAUAGAAGAGCAAGUAAUGAACCACCAGCUGCUGAGAAAAACGAUUUUGAUUAUGAGAACCAAUUGGGUACGUCAGUCAGCAGUGAUUUAAUUGGUAAAUCAGUUGAAAAAUUCAAUCAAGUUAGAAGCUUGAAAUCUGAAGCAAAUUCAAAAGAAAAUUCAAUGGAGAAACAAUUGAAAUUAUUGAAAGCUCAGGCUAUGAGGUCUCAAGAAUCACCUCAACAAAAUAUCGAUCCAACUCAGCAGGUACAGCCACAACAACCAACCGCACAAAUUCCUCAAUCUGCAAUGACUGUUCAAGAUCCAGGCUUCCCUCUUCAACAACCAAUUCCUCUCACUUCGUCAUCUUCUGAAAUGAAUAAUAAUAAUGGUACUGAUGGGUUUGUGAGACAAGGAACACCAAUUGAAAUUAAUUUGAGUGGUAUUGAUUCAUUCUGGAAUGAUGUUGGACCUCAAGGUAUUGAUGAAUUAAACAACAUGUACUAUUCAGAGUUCUCUGGAUAUAGAAUAGCUUAA
Hansenula anomala is the source of this 2757-nucleotide messenger RNA. RefSeq lists its product as uncharacterized. NCBI's taxonomy places the organism in Eukaryota, Fungi, Ascomycota, Saccharomycetes, Phaffomycetales, Wickerhamomycetaceae. The coding region runs from base 1 to 2757 and encodes 918 amino acids. Gene Ontology annotation, molecular function: DNA-binding transcription factor activity, RNA polymerase II-specific; zinc ion binding; DNA binding. The record is from RefSeq and is a predicted model, not a curated record. The transcript is spliced from 2 exons. Gene Ontology annotation, biological process: regulation of DNA-templated transcription; DNA-templated transcription.